Mus musculus (house mouse) is the source of this 2737-nucleotide messenger RNA. RefSeq names its product glycosyltransferase 28 domain containing 2 (gene Glt28d2). The transcript is spliced from 2 exons. Gene Ontology annotation, molecular function: N-acetylglucosaminyldiphosphodolichol N-acetylglucosaminyltransferase activity; hexosyltransferase activity. Gene Ontology annotation, cellular component: endoplasmic reticulum. Gene Ontology annotation, biological process: dolichol-linked oligosaccharide biosynthetic process. The coding region runs from base 419 to 916 and encodes 165 amino acids. The record is from RefSeq and is marked validated. Lineage: Eukaryota; Metazoa; Chordata; Mammalia; Rodentia; Muridae.
GAGUCGCUCGGCAGGUUGGGCCCCGCCCCUGCCACCUCCCUGCCUCGGAGGGUGCGGGCUGUGGGGCGGGGACCAGCCCGAGACCUGCGAAGCUCCGUCACCCGCUGACGUGCUGGAGAAAAGUUGUGCCCCGACCUUCUCUAGCUGGGUGAUUUGUCCCCGGGUCCUCAGACUGAGUUGAAGCCAGGGCUGGAGGUCACCGCGCCCAGACGCCCGAGGGCAGCUGCCCGGGCGCCUGGAGUUGGGUGUUAGGCCCAGAGGAGCCGGCUCAGUCCUCUGUUGUGCCCUGUGCGCUGGAGGCUCGGUUGUUCUCCCGCACCCGGGACCGUCGCACAAACUUUCUGACUGUCUAGGGGACACUGCGUAGCAGGAGGAUCCGCGGCCGCACGCAGAAGUCAUAUUAUAUCUGGAACCUGCGAUGAAGAGAGUGUUUGUGACCGUCGGGACCACCAGUUUCGACGACCUCAUCGCUCGAGUGGUUGCCCACGAUAGCGUUCAGAUCCUCAAGAAUCUGGGUUACAACCAACUUGUCCUCCAAAUUGGUAGAGGCACUGUGGUGCCUGAGCCAUUCAGUACUGAGUCAUUCACUCUGGAUGUUUACAGAUAUAAGGACUCUUUGAAAGAAGACCUUCAGCAAGCCGACCUUGUCAUUAGCCAUGCAGGUGCAGGAAGCUGUUUGGAGAGUCUGGAGAAAGGCAAACCACUUGUGGUAGUUGUGAAUGAAAAGUUAAUGAACAAUCAUCAGUUUGAACUGGCAAAGCAGUUGCACAAAGAAGGCCAUCUCUUCUACUGUACCUGCAGCAUGCUUCCUGAGCUGUUACAGUCAAUGGAUUUAUCAACAUUGAAAUGUUAUCCUCCUGGACAGCCAGAGAAAUUUUCUGCAUUUUUGGAUAAAGUUGUUGGAUUACAAAAAUAAGCUCUCAAUACUUUAAAAUACCCCUAAGUCCAGUUCGUGGAAUAUGAUUAAAUCAGAAAUAAGUUGAUGACAUGUAUUUGAAGAACAAUAUAAAUCAAUAUAUUUACUAUAAAAAUAUAAGGGAUUUUGUAGCAUAAACAUUCCAGCUGGGUCUAGAUCCUAAUUUUAGUAAAUGUUUGAGGUUUCCCUAACUUGGAAUAUGUAGCGAGUCCUAACUUUGAAAACAUAGCCUUCAGGUUUGUCUUAAAAUUUCAAAAAAGCAAAAGCUGGGCAGUGGUGGUGCAUGCCUUUAAUUCUAGCCCUUGGGAGCCAGAAGCAGGUGCUGUCUCUGUGAGUUCAAGGCCAUUCUGGUCUUCACAUGGAGUUCCAGGACAGCCAGGGCUACCUAGAGAAACCCUGUCUCCUACAACCAAACCCAAACCACAAAGCCAAAAAAAAUUCAAAAAUGUUAAUAAUAUGUUAUUUUGAAUAUGCUAACAAUGUACCAUUUGGUGAGAAAAAUCAGCAUUUGUAGGAUCUUAAUCUCGAGAGACAGCAUUUUUUUGUAUUAAGCAGAAAAAAAUUGGUUUACUUUAUAGAAGCUAGUAGUUAAUUUGAAAAAGAUCAAAGUAAUUGAUGGAGUAACUACUUUUAUCCUGAAGAAUAAAAUAGAUAUGUUCGCCUUUUGAACUUCCGACCCUUCAGGUGCUGGGACUACAGGCAUAUGCCACCAUUCCUGGUAAUAGUUGCUCCUCUAAACUGGAAAAGGGCUGAGAAAAAGUUCAGUGAGAAAAGUUUCUGCUGUAUCAGUGUGACGAUCUGAGUUUGCAUCUUUAGGAUAAAUGUUAGUCGGGCAUGGCAGUGUGUAUUUAAAACCCCUGUGCCGAUGAUGAUAUUGGUAGAUGUAGACGGAAUCCCUGGAAGACACUGGACUAAGCAGCCUAGUAUUCACAGCAGUGAAUGGUAAAAAGAGAUCUGUUACCAAUCGAGGUAAAAAGUAGGGAUAGAGCCUUGGGUUUUCCUGUUACCGCCACCAGCUCAGCACAGGACACAUGCCUACUACAUUCAUAUGAGUGCAUGCAGAUAGGUAGGUAAAAUGCGAUGAUCUUAACAAUGCCUUAAAGAAUAGAGAAUACAUCCGAAACUAUAACACUUUAAAAAGAAGUCAUAUUAUUGACUUACGAUGGUCUUAUGUGCUUUUCUUGCUAAUUUCCAUAUUGAAUUUCUUUCAAAUCAAAAACUGCAUUUUGUGGGUGUUAUAAACUGUAGUUGGAAAAUCUCAAAGUUAGAGAUUUUGUUUUGUUUUUGUUCCCAGAAUUAGAAUGUGGAUGGUCUAUUUGGCGUUUACGUGAGAACAGCAACAUUCCCGUUGCCCUCUGUUCAUGCCGAGUUGCUGUACACGCUGCUUUGUAUAAGUUUAUGCCGUCUAAGAAAAACAUUCUGAGUGGGCCAAAGUUUAAAUAUAAGAUCUAAAGGAUGGGGACAGGGAUAAGGGAAGUUAGCUAGCAUGGCGGGGCUGCACUUGAGGAUAAAUACCGGAGCUGUAGGUACCACUGCACCUUGUGUACAUGGAACCUAUCCAUACCGUGGACCUCAAUCAGCUCAGAAGUAGCAGUACUCCUUACAAAUUGUCAUCAAGUCCCACCCCCACCAUCUUCAACUCACUUUACCCUGUCCCUCUUUUGUGUAGCCAGGGCAGGUUCAGUGUAAACAGUUCAUGCUUUCCUUCCUCCAGUUCUGAUUAUCAAUUUACUCCUAGCUUUUAGAUCUGUUGCACAUGUUUUCAAUUGCUAGCGUGUCUCGUUCCUGUUAUCUCAAUAAACUCUUUAAUUUCAGAAAUCC